Molecule: messenger RNA, 2111 nt
Organism: Arabidopsis lyrata subsp. lyrata
Lineage: Eukaryota; Viridiplantae; Streptophyta; Magnoliopsida; Brassicales; Brassicaceae
Product: putative F-box protein At2g02030
Exons: 6
Coding region: 606-1841 (411 amino acids)
Molecular function (GO): protein binding
Source: RefSeq, a predicted model, not a curated record
CGGUGACGGAGGAGCUCUCUUCUUAAUCGAGAGGUUUAAGGAUCAGACUGAUGUGAUUUGUUUAACAGCAGACACGAAUUAUCUCUUCUCUCAAAACACGUGUUCUUCAAAAUUGAUCAUAUUAUUCUCGAUUUCCACAAACUAUAGUUGAAAAUAAAUCCGAGUCAUGAAAUUGUUUCCUAAUUUGGGAGUUUUUAUUGCGUUUAAUCGGAAUCUCUUGCCGUUAUCUACUACUUAUCAGGGUAAUCAAAGAGGCACUACAAGUUUUAUGGAUCAUUGUGAUUGAAGAGAGUUGGUAAAAUCAGCAAGCUUUGUCACAGAGUGGAGUUUGCAGCUCCAUAUGAGAUCAAAGAAACUUCCUUUCCCUUAGAUCUCCCGAAAAACCCUCCCUUCUGACUCAAAUAAAUGGUGUUUGGGCUGAAAUUUUUCAUCAGAUUUUGAUCGUUGUAGGAAAAACAUAUAAAAGCCAGCAAGAGGUCUCGAUGAUGUCGCCUAUUUUCCUCCUGUUAUCAGAUCUGAAAUUGCAACCGGAGUUCUGCAUUCAUAAAUUGUCUAUCAAUUCAUUUGUUUCCUUUUGAACCUUAGCAACAGAAAGAAAUCAGAAAAUGGUCGAAACUUGUGGUCAGCAUAUCAAGCGGAGGAGAACAGAGACACAACCUCUCAAGCUAUCUAGAGCAGAGAGAUGGAAUGUCGUAGAUGAAGAGGAUGUCUUUAUGGACAUCCUAUCUCGGGUCUCUGUCAAAUCUAUCUGGUCUCUGAAGACACUUAGUAAGCACUGGCAUGGUUCAAUAAGUACUACAUACUUUUGUAAGCUGCAGUUAGCGCACUCGAGGAAGAAUCCCUCAUUCAUAGUCUGUCCUACUCUGGAGACAUCAAUGAAGUUGUAUUCAAUGGAUUCAAGGAGUUUUGAACUUUCCCCCCUCAACACUAUUGAUCCCUCUGAGAGAAGCCACGGGGUAUCCCUAUACAUGAUAUCAUCUUUUAACGGACUCAUCUGUUGCGUUAAUGUGAUUUUUGACGAAGACGUAGAAAGCAAGUUCUUUGAUCUGCAGAUAUGGAUAUGCAACCCUUGUACGGGGGAGACUCUCCUUCUUCCCCAAGGGAGACCCUCGUUUGAGUGUGAGCCAUGUGUUGGAGUGGCUUAUAGCUCCGACACAAGUGACUAUAGAAUUUUCCGUAUAUUCUGCACUGGAAAGAAAAUUCCUGAAGAAAGGGAAUCUGUGGAGGGAUAUUAUGUUCGGGAAGGUUACGCCUAUGAAUGUGAGAUGUUUUCUUCUAGCACUGGUUCUUGGAAAAACAUUGGCCUUGUGCCUUGUGUUCCUAUGGAUUGUGGUCUUAGGCCAUACAAAACUGGUCAUAUUUGUGUAGAAGGAAAAGUUUAUUGGCUGGUUUCAUUAGAUGAGCCAGGUAAGAUCCUCUCAGUAAAUUUGGAAGGGAGAUUCAAGGUUAUAAACUUGCCAGAAUAUGAAGCUAAUCAAAAGGGUGAAGACAAGAUCACAGAGGGUACCCAUCUGAUAAAUCUGAAAGGAUCUCUCGCAUUACUUGUUCUACAUCCAGGCUACAUGGAUAUAUGGCUUUUGAAAGACAACGGCGAGACAUAUAGUUGGGUGCCCGUGCCUUUAUUGAAAUAUCAUAUUCGUAUUAAAGAUGAUGAAUUGGUUUUAACUGUAACUUCAUUAAAGAACAAGAUCAUAUGUGUGACUGAGACACACUGGCAUAUUUAUAAUGUGGAUACUGGAAAGUGGAAGAAGAUAAGGGGACCUCGUACUGGAUUUGGGUAUCCUGCUGUGUUCCCAUUCACCGAGAGCAUUCUUCCAUGUAAAGGUGGUGUGAAGCUGUAGAAGAAAACAACAAGAGUAUCGAUGUUCUCUGAUGCCAUGCGGAGAAUGCUGAAUCUGAGAGGUUGGGUGUUAAAACUUUCUGGUUUGUGUUGGGUUUCGUUUUCGUUUUGAACUUGGUUUAUGCUGUUUCUGUUUUCAAGACUUGAUUGACAGUAGUAAUAAGCUGUGGGUGCUUUGUCUCUGAACAGAGUUUUAUUAAAUGUUGUCAAAACCAUUAAUGUUCUUCUGCUUUGAUUCUCUGUUCUUGUUGCUAAUUUUGAGUUCUGCUUA